Messenger RNA from Myotis brandtii (Brandt's bat), 5654 nucleotides. It is a transcript of the gene PELI2, whose product is annotated as pellino E3 ubiquitin protein ligase family member 2. The record is from RefSeq and is a predicted model, not a curated record. The coding region runs from base 1 to 1254 and encodes 417 amino acids. Gene Ontology annotation, biological process: regulation of Toll signaling pathway; protein polyubiquitination. The transcript has 7 exons. Lineage: Eukaryota; Metazoa; Chordata; Mammalia; Chiroptera; Vespertilionidae. Gene Ontology annotation, molecular function: ubiquitin protein ligase activity; protein binding.
AUGGCCAGCCUGAAAACAGUUGUUGUGGGUGCUGAGUACAAUGGUGCUUUACCUAAUGGAGACAGAGGUCGGAGGAAAAGUAGAUUUGCCCUCUAUAAACGACCCAAAGCUAAUGGAGUCAAACCCAGCACGGUCCACGUGAUAUCCACGCCACAGGCAUCCAAGAAAUCAGUCCAGAACCUGGAGGACCUUACAAAAGCCAUCAGCUGCAAAGGUCAACACAGUAUAUCAUACACUCUGUCAAGGAAUCAGACUGUGGUGGUCGAAUAUACACACGAUAAAGAUACGGAUAUGUUUCAGGUGGGCAGAUCAACCGAGAGCCCCAUCGACUUCGUCGUCACAGACACAGUUUCCGGCGGUCAGAACAGUGACGAAGCCCAGAUCACACAAAGCACCAUAUCCAGGUUUGCCUGCAGGAUUGUCUGUGACAGGAAUGAGCCUUAUACAGCACGGAUAUUCGCAGCCGGAUUCGACUCUUCCAAAAACAUAUUUCUUGGAGAAAAGGCAGCAAAAUGGAAAAACCCCGAUGGCCACAUGGACGGGCUCACUACAAAUGGGGUCCUGGUGAUGCACCCCAGAGGGGGCUUCACUGAGGAGUCCCAGCCCGGGGUCUGGCGCGAGAUCUCCGUCUGCGGAGAUGUGUACACCUUGCGAGAAACCAGGUCAGCCCAGCAGAGGGGAAAGCUGGUGGAAAGUGAGACCAACGUGCUGCAGGACGGCUCCCUCAUCGACCUGUGCGGGGCCACCCUGCUCUGGCGGACCGCCGACGGCCUCUUCCACGCGCCCACCCAGAAGCACAUCGAGGCCCUGCGGCAGGAGAUCAACGCGGCGCGGCCGCAGUGCCCCGUGGGGCUCAACACCCUGGCCUUCCCCAGCAUCAGCAGGAAGGAGGUGGUGGAGGAGAAGCAGCCCUGGGCCUACCUCAGCUGCGGCCACGUGCACGGCUACCACAACUGGGGCCACCGCAGCGACACGGAGGCCAACGAGCGGGAGUGCCCCAUGUGCAGGACUGUGGGCCCCUACGUGCCUCUGUGGCUCGGCUGUGAGGCCGGGUUUUACGUGGACGCGGGACCGCCGACGCACGCCUUCACCCCGUGCGGACACGUGUGCUCGGAGAAGUCUGCCAAGUACUGGGCUCAGAUCCCGCUGCCGCACGGCACCCACGCGUUCCACGCCGCCUGCCCCUUCUGCGCCACGCAGCUGGCCGGGGAGCAGAACUGCAUCAAAUUAAUUUUCCAGGGUCCAGUCGACUGAUGCCCUUGGCAGCCAUCUACGACUUUAUUAACAAGUUACUGUGAAGAUUUUUGCCACUAACUCUCGAUUUUACCUUUUUAUAGUGUUUGUUAAGGGAGGGGCCCGAGGCUGGGAGGAGGGGGAGGGAGUUGGAGGCCAGUGGUGUGUGACUUGCUGCAUCGUCCUUGAAAUCGGCCUGGUGAACCACAUGAUCUCUGUAAUGAUUGAACCGAAGCGCCAUGCAUUUAUUUCAACCUUGAGUUUUUAAGCAAGUCUUUUUUUCCCUUUGUAGCCUUGGAUAAAACUUUAAAUCAUAUUUUAAAAAUGAAAAAAUUUAUUCAAAAGUUGUUGGCUCAUAAUAUGCCGCGGUCCGUGCUGCAGGGUGUAGGUGUCCUGGAAGACGUACGAUGUCUGGAAAUACUUGAUACAACAGGCUAGACUCGGACCAGAUCAGGAGACCUUAGGCACAGGUGGUGGUUUUGAAAUCUGGGGCUUUUUUCUGAUUUUUCUUACUUUUGGGGGAGAGAAUGUUCAUAUGUUGUCCUGUUUUCUUUUUAACGUUGGUGGAAUUUAAUUAUUUUAUACACACAAUCACCAAAUACCUUGGCAUUUCAAACAAUGAACUUUCCGUAACUUUUUACUUUGCCUUUUGUUAUUUCUAAUAUAGUUUGCCCCCAUACUCAUCGUGCAUGGCCAGAACUGUUCAGUUUAUUAAAAUGUAGCAACUUUUAAAAAUCCAUUCACUGAGGGUGAUUAUUGCAGCAGUAAACAUGGCCUAGGUACUAUAAUACCAAGUUUAUUUGCUUACCGAAUUGUUUUAAGAUUUAAGAGCGAUUAAAAGUGAGAUUUUACUUUUUAAAACCACUCGUUGAGGUUUCAUAAGUUUUUUUUUUUUUCUUCCUAAAGAAAGCCAAAAUUCUGUGAGCCUAAGAGCAACACGUCACAAUGACACGGGCAUUUUUAUCUACUCCCUCUCCGCCAUCUGUCACCUUCCCUCGCAGCUUACAGAGCCCUGGAAGUUUUGAAAAUGUUUGCAAAUCAAGCUACAUUUAAAUGUGAUCAUUAGAUAUACACAACACCAAGUGGUACAUCUGCAGAGAUAAUUUGAAAUUCCUGAUUUCAAGAGAGCAAAUGAGUGUUUACUGAGGAAUAAUUAAAUCAAAAUUUCAGAUGAGCCCCUCCAACCCUCUCUGUUUUUUCCCUCUCACUUGGAAUAAUAAUCCGUGGGUGCCCGUUCUGUGUGGUACCAGGAGCAUCACUGCUCCCAGAAUGGAAAUCCUACAGGACAGAGCUGGCUGAGAUGGUGGGUCCCUGCCACAUGGAACAAGUAUUUAUUUAAGCUAACAUCCUCUUAAAUUGACCACUGCACAUCCGUACUACAUUUUUUAACCUUUGUAAAGAUUCUAAUUUAUAUGGUUCUAAUAUACUAUAUCUGUACUUGAAUUGGUUUUUUCUUGUUUUGCCUACUGGCAAAUAUUUUGCCUAUUUUCAAUUGUUCUGACCCAUUUUUGAAUGUCCUUUUCCUUAAAGUGGUAAGCUGUAUUACUCCUGAUUGCUGCUGCUUAAUUUGACUUAAUAUAUAAGAAGUUCAGCCUCUGUUAUAAAAUAGCUUUACUUUCCCAUGGAGACUAUUGUGUAGGAUGAGAUGUGGUUUUUUGGGGGUAGGUUUUAAGUGAUGUGAGAAUCCAACCACAGUCCUCUUACUGAUCGCUUCCCCUGUUCUAUGCAGCGUACUCUACCUGCAGACAGAAAAGAAAGCAAUGGAGUUGCCUAACUAAUACAUCAAAUGCCUCUUAAUUUAGCCAGAGUCUCCAGUGAUCAGCUUUCACUGAUAGAGUGUGUCCUUUCCAUCUGUGAUUCUUUGGGCUUCACAAAAUGGUAAAGGAAGCACACACUCUUUUUCUUACUAUAGAGCUAGAAGGUGGUUUGAGGACUCUUGAUACCCUAAAAGUAUCUUGUAAGGUAAAUGGUCUAGCAUCCAGAAAGGCUGGAUUUUACCUCUCAAAAAAAACUUUUUUUUCCAGAAAGUUGUGCUCUGAUACAAUUUUCCAUUUUCAAGAACUAUAUAGGAGUCUGGUAGUUCUGCAUAUAACAUGUGCCUCAAAACAAAAUUAUCUUCCAACCUGAAAAGUUUCUGACUUUUAGCAAACUCAGAUAGCUAAAUGGAAGUUGAAAUUUGGGGAAUAAAUUUCAAACUCUUGGAAGGCGCUAGCUACAUCUUGUCCUUGCAGCUCCACGUGAGGUCCCUCCUACCUGCCUAAGACACCACAGUGCGGGGGCAAGUCUUCAAAAAGGAAACCAUGUUCAUCUUGGCCACGUUUAGUCAGAUCCUCUUAGGAUCUUGGCUAAUGAGAUUUGUUUCUCAGAGUUGAGAGUGUCAGUUUGUAGGAAUAAAGAACUCUAAUCACCCAAGUAGAGUAAUCUAGUUCAGAAAAGGUCACCUCUCAGAGGUCACGUCUGUUUUUAUGUUUUGCUUGCCACCACAUUGAAGGGUGAGUCUCACUCCCCUAUGUGCAUUCAUAGGAAGUUACUGACCAAUUAUCCCCAUCUCGGCCUGACCGAAAUGCCUCUUGUGAAUAGGUUUCCAGAAGUUUGGCCCCAGUGAUGUAUUCCCAUUGGUAUUUUUUUUUUUCAGUUGUUUACUACCAAAAAAAAAAAAAAUUCAGAGUGAAUGGGGUUACAACACAAUAUUUUUCUAGUCCGGAAUUUUUUUAUUAAUAAUCGGUGCUGCCGGGUCAUGCAUGCUGCAACUCUUAACAUUUUCUUUAUUUGGUUAUGCUUUUUGCAAAAAGGGCUACAGUUCACACUGCAGAGUAUUAAGCUUUCUGGGUUUUUCCCACUGUGGCCCCAAAGAGUUAAAAUCUUUUAAUAUAAAUAGAGCAUAUUUAUCAUUCCUCGAUAGUUAAUUAUAGAGUUUGGUACCUUUGUGCCUCAGGGAAGCCACGUGAUAUAACUGGUUAUAGAAUUUCAGGGUUAGGGUUUAGAGAAAGGAGAAAGCCAUUGGAAAAACGAUGGGCUCCAUUAAGGAGACUAAUGAAUCUGGAUGCAGAAAUAUGCCGGGAACUGGCAUACACAUGAUUGUAGUAGAAUUUAUUUCCAGUAUCAUUACGGAAAUAGUUUUUAAGUUAUUCCAUAUACUGUAUCAGGAGAGUUGAGGAGAGUGCUUCAUAAAGCUUCAACGCUUUAUUUUUGCUUACAUAGAAAAACUCCAACUCCUGUGAUGUGGGAGCUCAGUAUUGUUGUUUGGGCACUUUUGAGAGUGUAAGGGAAACGUUUCCCCUGUCUUGAUUUAAGUGUGACACAGGUCACAGAAUUGUCACCUGCCGUUCUAUGAUUUUGAUCGACUUCUUUUGUUUUUAAAAGCCAUUCUGUGCUCUGGACUUGCAUGAAAAGGUUAUGAUCACACCAUUGUUAAUGCUGGCUAACACCGAGCUAUAUUCGAGUGAUCCUGCCUUGUGACAGUGGAAUUUCUGAUAGACAAACCACGGAACUUUGAUUUUAAGCCGGGUCCAGCUCCGUUCCCUUGCCGGUCAACCUUAUAUCCCCACAGUCCAGCCUCCAUGGGCUGAAGGUAUGAAGGUCCGUCAUUAGUACUGGAAAUGGAGCCACCCUGUGAUCGCUUCUUUAUGACCCAGUCAAAGGCCAAUGAGAAAACUUUAGGGUCUUUUGAAAAGAGUGUAAGAAUGAUUGAAGCAGUACAAGACUUCUCAGUAUUUCUUUUUUAUAAAACUUACAUCCUCUCAAGUAAAUUUUAGCCCUCAUGAACAAUCCCUAGAGGAAGAUAGGGAAAAGCAAAUAUUUUUCCAGUUCUAUUUAACUUUCUAAACAAAAUAAACUCAAUGAAAGGGAAGCUGGGGUUUUUGUUUUGUUUUGUUUUUUAGUGGAGAUGACAGAUUGCUUCCCUGUAUUAAAUAGUCUAGUUAAGGGGUGGUCAUAUUUACCAUGUAUAGUGUUAUGAGCAGUUAAAUUUUAUGGCUAUAUUUGUAAAACUUCUUUUAUAUUUCAUGUCAAAUUGAAAAAUUUAUUUCUUCACUAUUGUACCUGUGGAAAUACAAGCCAUUUUACAGGAAAAACCUUCAAAAACUAUUAAACGGAUCUCAGUAUGUUUCUGAGUGGUUGUCUUCAGACUCUGUGGCCAUCCUGGGUUCAUCAGGACAUUCACUAGGAAACUAAUACAAAAGCAGACUUGAUUCUUGUAUUUAAGCUUAUUAUUGUUUUAUAUUCCACACAGUGCGGAUAUAUUAAAAUCUGGAUACUGAAAACCCCCUUAAUUUUCUUAUGGAAAAAAAACUUCAUUGGUGCUUAUAUUACUAUUUCUUGUGACAUUACAUCUCUGUCAAAUAACUCUAACUUCUAGGAGAUCUUAACCUGGCUUGUAGGAUUAAUGGAUUUUCUUUCUGACCAUUAAAGUUAUAUUGCUA